CUCCACCAUCCAUAUCUUACUACGGGUUGUGCAUCUUCAACCUUACAGGUUCUAUCUCACUACAAUUCAGACAGUCUCUUUCAUGUAAAUUCUAUUCUCAAAUGGGAUCAUCUCCCCCAAUUUGUAUGUAAAAUACAAAACUAGUAUCACAUAUAAAAAUAUCUUGCGCUUUUCCACUCUCAACUCAUGACAAAAUACAAAUAUCUUCUUAGAACCCACUUAGUGAACUUAGUAUACAGACCAUUGACGAAACCAAUACAAGGAGUAUGUCUGUCGUAGUCUCUGGUUGCUCUUUGUUAUUUUGGUCACAGACUUGUCAAGUACAUGGCCAUCUGAAUUUCAACAACCCCAUGCCAAGGUGGAGGCAGAACUUGGCUGUAAUAAGAUGUUGUAAUAGAGGAACAUGGGAGAUUCCAAUGACUCAAAAUAAUUACUAUGAUUUGCUUGGAGUUUCUGUUGAUUCAAAUGCCCAUGAAAUCAAAGAAGCUUACCGGAAGCUGCAAAAGAAGUAUCAUCCGGAUAUUUUUGGCCAAAAGGGCCAUGAGUAUACUCUGAUGCUAAAUAAGGCUUAUGAAGUGCUGAUGACAGAAGAUCUAAGGAGAAAAUAUGAUGAAUCCAUAGGUCCAAUGAGGCUAAGAUUUGGGGGAAAUAACACUCAAGCCUUGGGUUACAGCAUUUGGAAAGGGCCUGUAAAGCCACAAGCCUUAUUUGUUGAUGAAAAUGCGUGCAUAGGUUGCAGAGAAUGUGUGCAUCAUGCAAGUCAUACAUUCACCAUGGAUGAAACUCAGGGAAGUGCACGGGUUAAAGUUCAAUAUGGAGACAAUGACCAAAGUAUUGAGGUUUCUGUUGAGUCAUGUCCAGUCAAUUGCAUACAUUGGGUGGAGACAGAAGAAUUGCCAGUGCUUGAGUUCCUGAUCCAGCCUCAGCCGAAAGACGGGUAUGGCGUAUUUGGAGGAGGUUGGGAAAGGCCUGCAAAUGUGUUCACUGCAGCUAAGUCUUUCAACAAACAACUGAAGAGGAAGUCCACAAUUAGACACGAUCAAAGCCCUGGAGGGACUUUUGAGGAAAGCCCUGCUCAAGCUGAAGCUCAAGCUCGUGCUGAUAUGAAGAUAAAGAUGGAGGGUUUCUUGAAAAUUUGGAACUGGGUGAAAGAAACCUUGGGCAUGAAUAUUAACAAGUAAAAUAUGUAGAGAAAUAGAGAAAAUUGAAAAGUAGUGAUGAUAAAUUAGAGUUAUGCAGUUAAAGCAGAAAAUUUAAUAGAAAUUCUGAAAUUCCAAUAUAGAAUGAUGUGUCUUCUUGAGAUAAGGACAUGUGUCUUCUUGAGAUAAGGACAUCGCCACAUCGGGUGUGGAACUACUUUGGAGAUAUAGCUCUUACAAUUACAAGUUACAUGUUAAGUUUCAAAUCUAGAUUAAUGAAUUAUAGGUGAUUGAUUAGUACAAUUUAGUUCCACAAGACACAUCAUUCUACUUUGGAUUGUAUGUAUACUUUUUACAUAUCUCCCUAAUAGAAUAAUCUUUUGCCUAAAGCUUCUUUUGUUGCCUCACUAUCUCCUGCUGAUUCAAUAUCCCUUUGGGGUAGAAAAGAAAUCCAACCAUUGUCAAAUUAGUAUAUCUCUUCAUUUUAGUCCUUUGGUGCGUAAGUCAGAAAUAAGAGAUCUGAAAUGAGAUCAAUCUUUGCCAUUCAUGCAUGUGAGUCCGGUAGUUCCUGUGCAACUCCCACAAGUAAGGAUGAUACUUCCUACAUGCCUCCUUAUGGAAUUCCUUCUAGGACUCUGUUUUCUUUUUCUUCAUCGGUGUAUUCUAAGGGUAUUCCCAAAUUAACAACUGAUUAGUCUAUUUCAGGUAUAGAGAUUACCAAUGUGGGCUUUGUCUCUUCUAACAAAGUUUUUUGCUACUUAAGAAAUGAAAUGUUGCUUCAAAAAAACAUUUCUAUUUUAAUUUAUUCUGUAUGUUGUUACUCCAAGAACCUUGAUUCUGCAAAUAGAAAGUAAUUUUGAGAUC
Messenger RNA from Glycine soja, 2003 nucleotides. Its product is annotated as chaperone protein dnaJ C76, chloroplastic-like. NCBI's taxonomy places the organism in Eukaryota, Viridiplantae, Streptophyta, Magnoliopsida, Fabales, Fabaceae. The record is from RefSeq and is a predicted model, not a curated record. The transcript has 6 exons. The coding region runs from base 267 to 1181 and encodes 304 amino acids.